AUGGAAAUAGGUAACAAUGAUAUUUUGAGCAACCCUGCCGUUGAUUCGGAAACAUCGACGCUAGGGAUAGGACUGUGGAAGGACCACGCCAUUAUUGCUACUCGCGUCCCUCGUGAUCAAGAGAUCGGCGAGGGGCUGAUCUCACGUGGUGGAUUUGGAGAAGUCUAUCGGCGCAAAUACAAUAAUGAAGACGCCGCCAUUAAGAUGCUGUUCCCUGAAAUGCGAAGUGACCUGAAGAAAGUGCAUGUUUUCCUGGCGGAGGUCAAGUUGAUGGCAAGUCUCUCCCACCCUUGCAUCGUGCAGUUUGUGGGUGUGUCGUGGGGGUCCCUUACUGAUCUGUGUGUGCUAACAGAGUUGAUGAAGGGCGGAGAUCUUCGAUCACAACUCAAAAGACUCGAGGAUCAACAUCAUCAUCAAGGCAUCGACUACGACAAAAUCCGCAUCGCUUACGACAUCGCACAGGCGUUGACAUACUUACAUUCGCUCUCUACGAUCGUGAUCCACCGGGACUUAAAGUCGAAGAACGUGCUUUUGACCGAAGAGCUAGACGCAAAACUCACGGAUUUUGGCGCUUUAAGGGAGUGA
This is a messenger RNA of Phytophthora nicotianae INRA-310, 585 nucleotides long. Its product is annotated as serine/threonine protein kinase. Gene Ontology annotation, biological process: protein phosphorylation. The record is from RefSeq and is a predicted model, not a curated record. Lineage: Eukaryota; Oomycota; Peronosporomycetes; Peronosporales; Peronosporaceae. Gene Ontology annotation, molecular function: protein kinase activity; ATP binding. The transcript has a single exon. Bases 1 to 585 code for a protein of 194 amino acids.